CUAAUCUCCUCAGACCACCCGGCAAGCAGAACAGCAUGACCAUCUACGGACAUGGCAUUCGCACGCUCGGCGUGUUGGGCUCAGGCCAGAUGGGACUCGGCAUUGCCUACGUGGCAGCGCUGCGAGCAAAGGUCCCUGUGCUCCUGCACGACCGUUCGUCGGCCCAAAUUCAGAAGGGGCUCGCCCUCAUGGACAGGCUCCUCGAGAAAGACGUGGCAAAGGGAAAGAUCAAGGCUGAGGAGGCUAAGGAAGCAAGGGAUCGGGUUUCUGUCGUCCCGCCUGAGAAAGGGAUGUCAGGACUCCAGGACGUGGACAUGGUCAUUGAGGCUGUGUCGGAGUCAUUGCCUCUCAAACAGGCUAUCUUUGGGAGUCUGGCAGCUGACCUGCCUCCCUCAACCAUUCUUGCGAGCAACACUUCGUCCAUCAGUAUCACGAAGAUCGCGGCUUCGACAAUCCCAGAGGGGCAUUCGGCAUCGAGCAAGGAAGGACUGCAGAGCCCAAGCCGAGUAGUCGGCCUCCAUUUCUUCAAUCCCGUACCUGUCAUGAAGCUGGUGGAGCUCAUAUCUGGACUCCAAACAUCCCAAGAGACGAUGGAGAGGGCGAAGGCGUUUGCUAUGGCUUGCGGUAAAGAGGUCACCUCGUCACAAGAUGUGCCAGGUUUCGUGAGCAAUGCCCUCCUGAUGCCUUUCAUUAACGAGGCCAUCAUGUGCUUAGAGAAGGGAAUUGCCACGCGGGAUGACAUUGACAAGACGCUCAAGCUGGGUAUGAACCAUCCAAUGGGCCCGUUGCAACUAGCCGAUUUCAUCGGACUCGACACUUGCCUUGCGAUCCAGCAGACGCUCUAUCAGGGCACGGGCGACUCCAAGUACCGCCCGAGCAUACUCCUCGAGCGCAUGGUUGACGCACAAUGGCUAGGCAAGAAGAGCGGCAAAGGGUUCUACGACUACUCCGACGCCUGAGCGUGAGAGCCGAGGCGGGGAUCACUUCCGACUUCCAAGGGCUCGGUCAGUAGGCCCUCGGAGGCGCGGAACCCGCACGUGCCUCUGCCGCACACUUCUCGCGUGCCCUCAGUACCCUGCAUCGUCUCCGUGACACGGACCGGACGCAAAUGUACGUAAGGCUCUUAUAUCUGGUGCGCAGUCCUGUUGCAUCGCUGCAUUAUCCAAUGAAAUGGAUUUGGAUUC
Molecule: messenger RNA, 1184 nt
Organism: Phanerochaete carnosa HHB-10118-sp
Lineage: Eukaryota; Fungi; Basidiomycota; Agaricomycetes; Polyporales; Phanerochaetaceae
Exons: 11
Coding region: 36-959 (307 amino acids)
Biological process (GO): fatty acid metabolic process
Molecular function (GO): NAD+ binding; oxidoreductase activity, acting on the CH-OH group of donors, NAD or NADP as acceptor
Source: RefSeq, a predicted model, not a curated record